GUGUCAACAAACACUCGAUCAGUAAACACGUUGCAGGCUUACUUUUUUAAGUCUUCAUCAGAAUUUCAUCACAUUUUGCUCAAUUUAGCACAAUAUUUACAGGCUAAAAUGUCCUCUAGUGUUCAAACUGAAACUAGACGCUUGAAGAAAGUGGAACACGAGAUUCGGCUUUUGCAACAAGCCAUCCAGGAUGCUCGCAACAAUGUCGGACUGGAGGAGAACAACUCGGAACUGGAAAAACUACAACUAGAAAAUACUAAGCUUAAACAUCGACUGGCAAUUCUGAACAGGGCUAUUGUUUCGGAAGGUCGGUUAGCUUCCAAAGAAAAAGGUUCUGUGCUAGAUCUUCUAAGCGAACUUUUUACUCAUGCCAUCGCUAAAGCAUUUCCACAAGUCUGUAAUGACGUUCCAACCGUUAUAACAGUGUCCAGUUCUGCCAAAUUUGGCGAUUAUCAAUGCAAUAAUGCUAUGCAGAUAGUGCAAAAACUGAAAGCUCUAGAGGUUAAAACAAAUCCUCGUGAUGUAGCCGUAAAAAUAAUGGAGGCUUUACCGAAAUCACCUGCCAUCAGUAAAGUCGAGGUAGCUGGGGCUGGAUUUGUAAACGUUUUUUUGGAAAAAUCCUUUGGAGCUGAUGUAAUAAUGUCUGUAUUGAAGAACGGUGUUUGUCCACCGAAAACUGAUCGUAAACGUGUGAUUGUAGAUUUUUCUUCACCCAACAUCGCAAAGGAAAUGCAUGUUGGACAUUUACGAUCGACUAUUAUCGGCGAAUCCAUAUGUCGAUUGUUGGAAUUUCUCGGCCACGAUGUUCUGCGCUUAAAUCAUGUUGGAGAUUGGGGAACACAAUUCGGAAUGCUUAUUGCCCACUUACAAGAUCAGUUUCCAAAUUAUUUGCAAGUUUCUCCUCCAAUUAGCGAUUUGCAAACAUUUUAUAAGCAAAGCAAAACACGUUUCGAUUCAGAUGAAACCUUCAAAAAACGAGCUUAUGCGUGUGUAGUAUUGUUGCAAAGCGGAGACGCAAACUCUCUCAAGGCUUGGAAUCUGAUUUGUGAUGCUUCUCGUAAAGAGUUCCAAAAAGUUUACGACCGACUUGAGGUCACUCUCAUAGAACGAGGGGAAUCAUUCUACCAAAAGCGAAUGGAACAAGUCGUCAAAGAAUUGAGUGCCGCAGGUUUUCUCGAAGAAGACGAUGGCCGAAAAAUUAUGUGGGGUGAAAACCGCGAGAGCAUUCCACUCACUAUAGUAAAAUCUGACGGAGGCUUCACAUACGACACUUCCGAUAUGGCUGCCAUUAAAAAUCGUCUUCACGAAGAAAAAGGUGACUGGCUAGUGUACGUAACAGACGCAGGACAAGCAACACACUUCCAAACAAUAUUCUCAUGCGCACGGAAAGCUGGAAUUUUGAACCCAUCAAUACAUCGUGUGGAUCAUGUCGCUUUUGGUGUUGUACUUGGCGAAGAUGGAAAGAAAUUCAAAACUCGUUCCGGAGACACUGUCAAACUAACAGAACUUUUAGAUGAAGGUCUUAAACGUUCUCUCGACAAGCUACUGGAAAAAGAGCGCGACAAGGUGUUGACACCAGAAGAAUUGAAAAAGGCACAGGAAUCGGUUGCUUAUGGCUGUAUCAAAUAUGCCGAUUUGUCACAUAAUCGUAUUAAUGAAUACGUCUUCAGUUUUGACAAGAUGCUCGAAGACAAGGGAAACACUGCAGUUUAUUUACUGUACGCAUACACUCGUAUCAGAUCGAUCGCUCGUAACUGUGGAGGCGAUUUUGCAAACAAUAUCGAGAAAGUUAUCAAUAACACCGAGCUAAGCUUAGAUCAUGAAAAGGAAUGGAAGCUAGCGAAGGCACUGCUCAAGUUUCCUGAUGUUAUAAAAAUCGUCGCUAAAACUCUCUGCUUACAUCAUUUGUGUGAGUUUGUGUAUGAAGUAAGCACAACGUUCACAGAGUUCUACGACAGUUGCUACUGUAUUGAAAAAAACAAAGAAGGUGAAGUCAUCAAAAUUAAUGCAGGACGCGUACUUCUGUGUGAAGCAACUUCAAGGAUUUUAGGAAAGUGUUUCUACAUACUUGGAUUGAAACCUUUACAUAGGAUUUAAACCACCUACGAAAUCGUCGUUAAAAGGUAAAUUUUGAAUAACAAUUAUUUUCAAUAUUUCAAA
Uranotaenia lowii is the source of this 2160-nucleotide messenger RNA. RefSeq names its product probable arginine--tRNA ligase, cytoplasmic (gene ArgRS). Gene Ontology annotation, cellular component: cytoplasm. Lineage: Eukaryota; Metazoa; Arthropoda; Insecta; Diptera; Culicidae. The record is from RefSeq and is a predicted model, not a curated record. Gene Ontology annotation, molecular function: ATP binding; arginine-tRNA ligase activity. Gene Ontology annotation, biological process: arginyl-tRNA aminoacylation. The transcript has 5 exons. The coding region runs from base 109 to 2097 and encodes 662 amino acids.